Messenger RNA from Drosophila yakuba, 509 nucleotides. It is a transcript of the gene Acbp2, whose product is annotated as acyl-CoA-binding protein homolog. Gene Ontology annotation, molecular function: long-chain fatty acyl-CoA binding. NCBI's taxonomy places the organism in Eukaryota, Metazoa, Arthropoda, Insecta, Diptera, Drosophilidae. The record is from RefSeq and is a predicted model, not a curated record. Bases 136 to 396 code for a protein of 86 amino acids. The transcript has 3 exons. Gene Ontology annotation, biological process: fatty acid metabolic process.
UCACUGGGGAGAAGCUUUCCAGUUGAGGGCGAUCGUGCGAUAUGGAAUGACUUAAAUUGAAAGUCACCGCCGGAUUGGAAUUCAGACACUGUUUAGUUCUGUGACAGCCAACACACCAAUAAAAUCUAACCCAGAAUGGUUUCCGAGCAAUUCAACGCCGCCGCCGAGAAGGUGAAGAGCCUGACCAAGCGGCCCAGUGAUGAUGAGUUCCUCCAGCUGUACGCCCUCUUCAAGCAGGCCAGCGUGGGUGACAACGACACCGCCAAGCCGGGUCUCCUCGACCUGAAGGGCAAGGCCAAGUGGGAGGCCUGGAACAAGCAGAAGGGCAAGAGCAGCGAUGCCGCCCAGCAGGAGUACAUCACCUUCGUGGAGGGUCUGGUGGCCAAGUACGCCUAAACUAAACAAAACCCCAAUCCCAAUCAGCAAUUAGCGAUCUUAAACCAGCUAGAGACUAUUGUAAUCUUACCUUUAAUGCGGAAUAAACUUUGUAUGUUAAUUUUGUACUAAAA